AUCUCUGGUAAACAUAGAUUAUUCCUCAAAUUUUCUUGAUUUUUAGAUAUUUAUCUUAAGGAAAACUGAUUGAUCAUGGAUCGGAGUGCAAUGUAUGAUAAUAGGGAACCGACUUUCCCUUCUCAAACCAUGGUCUUAGUUGGACGGACAGGGAAUGGAAAAAGUGCAACAGGGAACAGUAUCCUUGGACGGAAAGCUUUCAAGUCAGGAGCUAGCUCCUCAAGCGUUACAACUUCUUGUCAACUUGAAAGAACCGUGUUAAAAGAUGGUCAGAUUAUUAAUGUCAUUGACACCCCCGGUAUGUUUGAUCUUUCUUCUGGAUCGGAAUUGAUGAGGCAAUGUAUCAGUUUGGCUAAGGAUGGUAUCCAUGCAAUCCUAGUGGUUUUCUCUGUUAGGACCCGCUUCUCACAAGAAGAAGAGGCUGCGCUUCGUGGCUUGCAAAACUUCUUUGGAAGCAAAAUUACGGACUAUAUGAUUGUAGUUUUUACUGGUGGUGAUGAGCUCGAAGAAAAUGAUGAAACUUUAGAAGAUUAUUUGGGACGGGAGUGUCCACAGCCUCUAAAGGAAAUUCUCACUUUGUGUCACAAUCGAUAUGUGCUUUUCAAUAAUAAGACGAAAGAUGAAACCCAGAAAGCCAAGCAACUUCAACAGCUUCUUUCUUUUGUUAACACUGUUAUGUUGCAGAAUGGUGGACAGCCAUAUACUAAUGACACAUCUAUUGAGGUGCAGAUGGUGCCAAUAGAGUUUGACUCCUCGGAGGGUCGUUCUGAUUCUACUGAACGACAACUCAAGGGAACUAUAGAGAUGGUUGAGUCAAAGCUCCAAGACGCUACUGCUAGACUUGAACAAAAGUUAGCAGAGGAGAAAGCUGCACGACUACGGGCCGAAAAGAAUGCACAAUUGAUAUCAAAUGAUUUAAUUUCUAAACUGGCAGCGCAACUAGAAGAAGCAAGCAUGGAGACUGAUAGGCUGCGCAGGCAAUUAGCUGAGCUGCACAAUAGGCUUAUAAUCUGUACAAUUCUCUGACAUUAUAACCGGCAUGCCAAUAGGUUCUAGUGCAUGAAGUUUAUCCUAUAGUUCUGCUUAUAUAAUCCCCUUCCUCCCUCCUAAGCUAAAUAAAAUGUUGGAUUAUUAUGAUUCAGACUCUUGUGUAAAAGCUUAUGGCGCUGAUAUGGUAUUGUGACUUAUAUAUAUAUAUACAUAUAUUUUUCUCUAUUUUGUGUUUCUGUCUUCCUAUUAAAAGACCUGGAUUAGU
Messenger RNA from Rubroshorea leprosula, 1255 nucleotides. NCBI's taxonomy places the organism in Eukaryota, Viridiplantae, Streptophyta, Magnoliopsida, Malvales, Dipterocarpaceae. The record is from the annotation of a GenBank genome assembly.